Molecule: messenger RNA, 2432 nt
Organism: Cucumis melo (muskmelon)
Lineage: Eukaryota; Viridiplantae; Streptophyta; Magnoliopsida; Cucurbitales; Cucurbitaceae
Exons: 5
Coding region: 256-2046 (596 amino acids)
Cellular component (GO): cytoplasm
Molecular function (GO): deoxynucleoside kinase activity
Source: RefSeq, a predicted model, not a curated record
CAAUACCAACGAAAAUCAAAAACCCUCUGGCAACGGGUGGCAGUGGCACAUCAUUCAUGGCCGCAACUUUAAACCCUUAACCUCCUUCUACAGUUUCUCCUCAUACAGUUUCUCCAUUUCCGUCGAAACCCCACAAACCCCAUUCUUCACCUCCCACUUUCCCGCCCUUUGUUUCUGUAUAAUGUCCCUCUCUCUCCUCUUCCAACUCUUUGAAAGGCCUUUUGCUCAUUGAGAUGCCCUCAAGAACUACUAGAGAUGCAGAAGCUGUUGCGAUUAAACCCUUCCUCUUCUUCCUCAGUCCCCAUUCUCUGUACUGCGGUUAAACCCUUUUCCUCUCUACCUUCCAACACCACCCCCUUCAUCUUUAAACCACCACACCCCCUUCUAAUGUCUGCUGCUUCCUCAUUUCACACCGCCGGCGGUCCCUCCCCCUUCACCUCAGCCUCUCUUUCCAGAAACCCUUCUUCUGCUGCCGUCUCUUCCCGCUUUUCCGCCGCUAAUUCCUCAAGAAAUUGCUUCUUGUGCAGAUGCGCAGUUGAUGCCCCUGCCGCAUUGCGGCCUUGGGCUGUGUUCAAGGAUAGUCGAAAUGGGUUACGCCCGGCGUGGCUGCACACGGAUUCUGAUAGGUUGUUUUCUUCUUCUUCUGUUGAGGGGUUGAAGAGCUCGCGAGUGAGUGUAGCUGGUGAGAAUGGUGGAGACGAAGAUGAAUUUGCCUGUGAUAAUGAUGAAGAAGGAGAGAAGGUUUUAGAGGAAAAGGGGUCGAAGUCGAGUAGGAGGCAGAAGAGUCUGGCUGGUGGAGGCGUGUUGGUUGGUAAUCCUGAUUUGUUGACCAUUCCAGGAGUUGGUCCAAGAAAUUUGAAGAAGCUGGUAGAGAAGGGGAUUGCAGGGGUGGCUGAGCUCAAGCAGUUGUAUAAAGAUAAGUUCUUUGGUGAUUCUAGCACGAAGAUGGUUGAGUUCUUACAGAGUUCUGUUGGAAUUAUCCACAGAAAUCAUGCUGAAAGUAUAACCAGUUAUAUAAAAGACAGUGUAGAUAAGGAGUUGACUGAGGACAGUUCAAGCUCAGAUGCAAGGUCAUCUCUGAAAAAACGUCUUACAUUCUGUGUUGAGGGCAACAUUAGUGUUGGAAAGACAACAUUCCUUCAAAGAAUAGCUAAUGAAACUCUCGAACUACGUGACCUGGUUGAAGUGGUUCCGGAGCCUAUUGGCAAGUGGCAGGAUAUUGGACCUGAACACUUCAAUAUACUAAAUGCUUUCUAUGCCGAGCCUCAGAGAUAUGCAUAUACUUUCCAGAAUUAUGUAUUUGUCACAAGGGUUAUGCAGGAGAGAGAGUCAUCUGGUGGAAUCAAGCCACUCAGGUUGAUGGAAAGGAGCGUUUUCAGCGAUAGAAUGGUGUUUGUGAGAGCUGUUCAUGAAGCAAAUUGGAUGAAUGAGAUGGAGAUCAGCAUCUAUGACUCAUGGUUUGAUCCAGUUGUGUCAACCUUGCCUGGGCUUGUUCCUGACGGUUUCAUCUAUCUUAGAGCAAGCCCUGAUACUUGUCAUCAAAGAAUGAAGUUACGUAAGAGAACUGAAGAAGGUGGGGUCAGUUUAGAGUAUCUCCGUGACUUGCACGAGAAGCAUGAAAGCUGGCUGUUCCCUUUCCAAAGUGGUAACCAUGGGGUUCUGUCCGUCAGUAAGCUACCAUUACAUCUAGACAAUUCUUUACACCCUGAUAUCAGGGACCGUGUCUUUUUCUUGGAGGGCGACCAUAUGCAUAGAAGUAUUCAGAAGGUGCCUGCCUUGGUUCUUGAUUGUGAACCAAACAUUGACUUCAGCAAAGAUGUUGAAGCUAAGAGCCGGUAUGCUCGUCAAGUUGCCGAAUUCUUUGCAUUUGUAAAAAAGAAGAAUGAAGCUUCUUCAUCAACUGCUGGCCAAGACGGUGCAAAUGGUUCCCAACCACAAGUAAUGCUGGCAAAUAAACGUUUAUGGGUACCGGGCAGGAAUCAUUUCCCAGAAUCAGCUCUAGGAUCAUUGGAUUUCAGGCGGGCAAUGUCUUACAUGUCUGGUUAGAGAUCAGAACCCUCCUCGUUGGUGUUUCUUUUCCAUUGUCAUACCCAGAUUCAUCUCAACAGCCUACUUGUUCUAUCUGUUGUGUUUCUGGUAAUUGUGGACCAAUGUGUAAAAAGGCUUGCUUCUUUUAGGGCUUAGGAAUGUAGGGAAAGUUGUAUGGUGUUAGUGUUGGAUUUGCUUUGGUAGGUUGUAAAACCCUCUUUCACUGUUAAAAAAGUUUGUCUAGUUAUCUUUAAUGAGUUGAUGGAAUCUCCGAGCAUCACCUAUUUUGUUGCCGUUUCUGUAUCCUCUUGGAGAUGGCAAGGUGAUGGGAGUAGGCCAUAAACUUAACAUUACCCUACUUGUAGUGCUCCUACAUAUAAAGUGUUUCUUAGGUUGGAAUUUUA